AUGUGUGGCCCAAGGCGCAUUCUUGUCGUGUUUGGUUGCACGGGCGACACGGACAAAGAGCUGAGGGCGGAAAUGGGUGCCGCGGCUCACAACAAAGCUGAUGUGGUCAUCAUCACCAACGACAGUCCUGGCCACGAACACCCAGCGGACGUCGUGGCUGAUAUCGUGGCUGGCUUCCCUGAGGAGGUCCGUGACCGCUACUCGCUGUGGGUGCACACGCCCUGGCAGGACCCCUCACGCACUCCCUGGUGGUUCGAGCAGUGGCUAUACCAGGCGCAGAGGGAGAACAGGCGGUACAUCAUAGAAGACCGCUUCUUCGCGAUCCGCACAGCGAUUGGGACGGCCCAAGAGGGCGACGUUGUUGUGAUAGUGGGCAAGGGCGACGUGGACGUCCAAGAGUUUGCCGACGGGAAGGGUGGCAUCGAGACGGGUUGGUUUGACGACCGCAUGGAGGCUGCAGACGCGCUUGGAAAGUUGGGCUACCUGCUGAGCGCCGGAUUGGAUCGAAAAGAGAUUCCCUGGCAAAAGGCCAAGGCAGAGGCAUAG
Ostreobium quekettii is the source of this 546-nucleotide messenger RNA. NCBI's taxonomy places the organism in Eukaryota, Viridiplantae, Chlorophyta, Ulvophyceae, Bryopsidales, Ostreobiaceae. The record is from the annotation of a GenBank genome assembly.